AUGGCCCCCUCCGCCGACUCCCUCAAGAAGCGCAAGAUCGCCGUGCUCGGCUCCCGCUCAGUCGGCAAGUCGUCGCUGGUGCGGCAGUUCAUCGAGAACGAGUUCCAGGAGUCGUACUACCCGACCAUCGAGAGCUCGCACACGAAGACGGUGAAACACAAUGGCACGGAAUAUCAGCUCUCUAUAAUCGAUACUGCUGGUCAGGACGAAUACUCGCCGCUCAACUCCCAACAUGCGGUGCGUACACCUCCCUUGCACACGCUGUAUGCCUUCCGGGCAACCCCUCACCUGUCUUCGCUUCCCCCUUCCCCACCGCAGAUUGGCAUCCACGGAUACGUCCUCGUCUACUCCAUCACCUCGAAGAACUCGUUGGAGAUGGUGAGGAUCGUCCACGAGAAGAUAAUCGAUUUUUGCGGCGUCACCGACAUCCCAUGUGUGAUCGUAGGCUCCAAGAGCGAUCUCGCGCAAAGCCGCCAGGUAGACGCCGUCGAGGGCGAGAAGGUCGCGCAUGAACACAACGCCGCUUGGGUAGAAACGAGCGCGAAGAACAAUGUCAACGUUGACAAGGUGUUUGAUCUCUGCCUAGCCGAGAUUGAGAAGCGGACCUCGCCUUCACAGUCGGAACCGCCAGCAAAAUCCUGCACUGUUAUGUAA
This is a messenger RNA of Schizophyllum commune H4-8, 654 nucleotides long. Its product is annotated as P-loop containing nucleoside triphosphate hydrolase protein. The transcript is spliced from 5 exons. The record is from RefSeq and is a predicted model, not a curated record. Gene Ontology annotation, molecular function: GTPase activity; GTP binding; GDP binding. Gene Ontology annotation, cellular component: plasma membrane. NCBI's taxonomy places the organism in Eukaryota, Fungi, Basidiomycota, Agaricomycetes, Agaricales, Schizophyllaceae. Gene Ontology annotation, biological process: small GTPase-mediated signal transduction. The coding region runs from base 1 to 654 and encodes 217 amino acids.